Molecule: messenger RNA, 2418 nt
Organism: Cordyceps militaris CM01
Lineage: Eukaryota; Fungi; Ascomycota; Sordariomycetes; Hypocreales; Cordycipitaceae
Product: THO complex subunit Tho1, putative
Exons: 5
Coding region: 1-2418 (805 amino acids)
Biological process (GO): regulation of DNA-templated transcription elongation; mRNA export from nucleus
Cellular component (GO): THO complex part of transcription export complex
Source: RefSeq, a predicted model, not a curated record
AUGCCCGCCGUCGACAUUGACAAGCCUCGCGUGGCCUCUGUUGAAGUAUUUGGGAAGCUGCUAUCUGAUUUGCUGGACGAAGCUUCUGUUGCCAAGCAGUCACUGAGCAUUGAGCCCGCAGUUACCAAGUCUGACCUUGCGGACCUGACGUCGCGGGUGAAUGCGGCGCUGCCGACGAAAGACGAAGAAGCCACAGAGAGCGAUGCCGCUGCCGCAGACCUAAAAGCUCGGCAGUUUGCCAUUGUCGAAGGCGCUUCAAGAGAUCUUUUUGGUGCUUUGAUACCGCCGUCUAACACUCCCAAGGCGUCAACCCCAAUCGAUUCUCCCGACUUUGUGCGAAUGUGGAAUUUCCUCGACAUUCUCUCCAUACUCUCCGAUGAUGGCCAAUGCGAUGCGGCGCUCGUCUUCUGGCUGGUGGAGGAGCUGCUCGACAGCCAAACGAUUGCAGGAUGCCGCCACCUCUUUGACUUUCUCGAAUCGCGACGAGAGCGGAUGACUGCUAAGAAUUUUUCGCAAAAGAAGCUGGUCAUCCUCCGCAGUUGCAACGAGCUACUGCGCCGACUGUCACGGGCCGAGGAUACCGCAUUUUGCGGCCGUGUCUUCAUCUUCAUGUUCCAGUGUUUUCCUCUCGGCGAUAGGAGCUCGGUCAACCUGCGCGGCGAGUAUCACGUCGAAAACGUCACGACAUAUGAGACCACAACAAACGGCAGUUCCACGAAAAUGGAUAUUGAUAUCGAGGCUCCGGUUGCCGAGACGAAUGGUGAAAAGAAGUUGGAUGCAAAGGACAGCAAGGCUAAAGAGGGCGGGAGUCGCCUCAGCUCUGAGGAACUAUAUCCUUUGCUCUGGUCGCUCCAGGAGAGCUUCAGUCAACCCACGACACUCUUCGACGCCGCCAAGUUUUCUCAUUUUAAACACAGCUUAGAGGAGACUUUGAAAGCUUUCGAAUCGCUACAUGCCGACGAUCCAAGGUCGUCGAAGCGGAAGCGCAAUGACGAAGGAGCCGCAGUAGCGGAAGCAUUUAACCCCAAGUACCUCACUAGUCAGGAUCUAUUUGUGCUCGAGGUAAUAAACGACUUGUCUUUCCGACGACACGUUCUCGUCCAAGCUCUCAUUAUCACAGAGUUUCUGCUGUCUCUAUCAGCAGAGGCAAAGCAGAAACUUUCCAGCCUCCCGGCUGCCAACAAGGCUGUCGUAUACAGCGAACAACUAAGCGAAGAAAACACAAAAUGGGCGACGGAAACCAAGCGACGGAUAUCCGAGUAUCUAAGGCAAGGCGUCGACGGCCCCUACUUCCUCCGUAUGGUCGAGACGGUGCUCGCGCGUGACAAAAACUGGGUGUUUUGGAAAAUGACCAGCUGCCCGCCCAUUGAGCGGGCACCCGUGGCCGCGGCUGACUUUGUCGCGGCCCGAACGUCGGCGGAGCGCAUGGCGACGAGCAAGCGCCUGCGCCCGACGCCCAUGGGCGCCGUAUCCAUGGAGUUUCUCAACCGGGCGGCGUCCCAGACGAGCAUGGACGAGCUGCAGCCGCCCGCACGAUCCGCGCUGCCCGCGCUCGCGAGUUUCGAGCGGCCGCUCGCCGACGACGACUUUGAGAUUGCCAUGCCCACCAGCGACGUGACCAAGGCGGCCGCCGUCUACGGCAAGUCGAGCAAGAGCUGGCGCGCGCUACGCAUUGCGGCCCGCACGCGCCUCGCGGCUUUUGACAAGAUUGACGACCCCAACGCCAUUGCCGUCGUCUUUGCUGAGCCCACCGAAAGUGACGAUGAAGCGGACGGCGCCGAGGACGCAGCGGCGUCGGAGGAAGACAUGCCGCCUAGCCGCGCGCCUAUCGUCCUUGUCGGCGCCGCGCUAGAGACGCUCCGUGCCGUCACCGCCGCGCUGCUGAAUAAGCACAAGGGCGUGUUUGCGGCCGUCGUGCGGCACACGACGCGCACCAAGGCCGACAACGAGACGCACGGCAAGGCGUUUCACUUUGUCAGCGCGCCAGACUUUGGCCAGCUCCGCGACGGCGACCGCCUGAUAGAGCAUGGCGUGCGCGACGGCAGCGACUACGGCACGAGCACCAAGGCGAUCGACGCCGUGACGGAAGCCGGCAAGGUUCCCAUCCUCCAACUCGACACCGAGGCUGCUCAGUUCGCCAAGGACAUGGAUUUCGAGGCGCGUUACGUUCUCGUCGGCCCAUCUACUUCUGACGGCGCCGAGGUCUACGAUGCCGUCAUCGCCGCGGAUAGCGAGGACGCCGACAAGGCCGCCGCCGAGCUGAGCGCCUUUCUCUACGGUGGCGGUGCCGAGAACGAGGAGGAGGCCAAGGCUGAUGCUGAGAGCUCCUCGGAUGACAGCGACGAGGACGAGGACGAAGAGGAUGAGGCGGCCAAUGCGGAUGCCGAGAUGGCAGAUGCGGAUGGAAAGCCAGAAUAA